AAAAAUAAUCGUCCCCUGUUUGCAACUCUCUCGGCCAUGGCAGCAGCGGCGGCGCAGAGGCUUCUUGCGGCGAGCACGAAGAUCGUCGGGGCCGGGCGCAACUACAUCUCCCAUGCCAAGGAUCUCGGCAACCCUGUCCUCAAGGAACCCGUCCUGUUCCUGAAGCCCACGUCGUCAUUCCUCCACGCCGGCCCGACGGCCGGCCCCAUCGAGGUGCCCGAGCCGCUCGAGUCGCUGCACCACGAGGUCGAGCUCGCCGUCGUCAUCUCCCGGCGCGCGCGCGAUGUCCCCGAGGCCUCCGCCAUGGAUUUCGUCGGAGGUUAUGCACUUGCUUUGGACAUGUCAUCAAACGAUCUGCAAUCAGCUUCUAAGUCUGCACGUCUUCCUUGGACUUUGGGUAAAGUACAGGACACCUUUACUCCAAUUAGUGCGGUGGUUCCGAAAUCAGCGAUCGCUAAUCCCUAUGACCUAGAACUGUGGCUAAAGGUAGAUGGUGAACUUAGGCAGAAGGGACUUACAAGUGAUAUGAUAUUCAAGAUUCCUUUUCUAAUCAGUUAUAUCAGUUCCAUCAUGACAUUAAUGGAGGGCGAUGUGAUAUUAACUGGUACUCCUCCCGAUGGCGUUGGUCCUGUCCGAGUAGGACAGAAGAUUAAUGCUGGUAUAACUGACCUCAUUGAUGUUGAGUUCGAUGUUCAGAGACGCAAACGUUCAUUUCCUAACUGAUGCAGUAAGCAAGAAACUAUGAGGUGCAAAUCAUUCCAGAGCUCAUGUGGUUGCAUGCCCAAGCAAACUGUACUUCCAUAAUCUGUGUUGUGAUAUGUAUCUUUGCGCCUAUGGAUGUAGGAUUAAGCUCCCAAUUGCUGCAAUAUGUUGUAGAAAGGCUAUGAUGUUGCUGUAUAAUAGACUGUCAAGGACUGAAGGUCCAUUAUUCCUCCCAGAUUCGUGGAUACUUCCAUAUAAAGGCUCUCUCUAAGGUCCAAUAGACCGUCAAGGCCCAAUAGUUUGAGUAUAUGCUAUUGAACAACUACUGGAUUCACAGUACGCCUCUCAUACGAGAGGUUGACACACAGGUCCAGGGUGUCUGAAGCAUCACUGGCAUAUAGUCGUUUUGUUCAGUGACAGAUAAGCAACCUUUUACUAUCAGCCACAUAUUGUGCUUAUUCUGUGUAUGUGGAGACCUUCUCCAGACUUUAUGUAAAGUAUAGGACCAUCGAAUUGUACAUGCCAACCCUCAGAAAAA
This is a messenger RNA of Triticum dicoccoides, 1240 nucleotides long. Its product is annotated as probable acylpyruvase FAHD2, mitochondrial. Lineage: Eukaryota; Viridiplantae; Streptophyta; Magnoliopsida; Poales; Poaceae. Gene Ontology annotation, cellular component: mitochondrion. Gene Ontology annotation, molecular function: acetylpyruvate hydrolase activity. The transcript is spliced from 8 exons. The record is from RefSeq and is a predicted model, not a curated record. Bases 37 to 723 code for a protein of 228 amino acids.